Messenger RNA from Syzygium oleosum, 1598 nucleotides. Its product is annotated as phosphoglucan phosphatase DSP4, amyloplastic. The transcript is spliced from 14 exons. Gene Ontology annotation, biological process: protein dephosphorylation; starch catabolic process. Bases 119 to 1264 code for a protein of 381 amino acids. Gene Ontology annotation, cellular component: chloroplast. Gene Ontology annotation, molecular function: carbohydrate phosphatase activity; starch binding; protein tyrosine/serine/threonine phosphatase activity. The record is from RefSeq and is a predicted model, not a curated record. Lineage: Eukaryota; Viridiplantae; Streptophyta; Magnoliopsida; Myrtales; Myrtaceae.
AAGGCGCAACCCUUUUCGUGCCCCCUUCCUUUCCUGCUGUCAAGAGCCUGUCGCCGAGGGAGAAAAUUACCAGUUCCAGAGUCCCACUCUCUUUCUCUCUCUCUCGAAAGCUGAUGCGAUGAACUGCCUCCAGAAUCUCCCGAGAUGCUCGUCCUCGCCGCCGCCCGGAUUCGAAUGCCGCCGCCGCCGUCAAGUCAAGCCGCCGUGCUUUCUCAGGAUCGCCGGAGCGGUGGAUAAUGCCGAUCGUCGGAAGGGCCUGGCUUUGAAGGCGGUGUCGGGAUCCACAUCCAGCGCGGAAAUGAGCGGCUCUGAAAUGCAGGAGGAGGAGGAGGAGAAAUCGGAGGAAUACAGCACCACCAUGACGGAAGCAAUGGGUGCUGUUUUGACUUAUAGGCAUGAACUAGGAAUGAACUACAACUUCAUCCGACCGGACUUGAUUGUGGGUUCGUGCCUACAGACUCCAAAAGAUGUUGACAAGCUUCGUGCUAUCGGAGUGAAGACCAUUUUCUGCUUACAGCAAGACCCGGAUUUGGAAUACUUUGGGGUUGAUAUUAAAGCAAUCCGAGACUAUGCUGGAACGCAUGAUGGCAUUCAACACUUGCGGGCUCAGAUAAGCAGAGAUUUUGAUGCAUUUGAUUUGCGGAUGCGGCUCCCAGCAGUAGUCAGCAAACUUUACAAGGCCAUAAACCGGAAUGGGGGUGUCACAUAUAUACAUUGUACAGCCGGACUCGGAAGGGCUCCUGCUGUGGCGUUAGCAUACAUGUUCUGGGUUCAGGGAUAUAAACUCGGUGGAGCUCACAGAUUAUUACAGAGCAAACGGUCAUGCUUUCCCAAGCUGUAUGCCAUAAAAAGUGCUACUGCUGAUACUCUUACAGGAUUUAAAAAGAAGCCAAUCAGCCUGACGUGGCAAGAUGGCAACUCUUCCUCUGUGGAAGUUUCUGGACUUGAUAUCGGAUGGGGCCAGAGACUUCCUUUGCAAUUUGACGAGGAACAAGGACUGUGGAAACUCACGAGAGAACUGCCAGAAGGAGACUACGAGUACAAGUACAUUGUAGAUGGUGGAUGGACGUGCAACGAACAUGAGCUUGUUACUUCUCCAAACAAGGAUGGCCACGUCAACAACUAUAUCAAAGUUCUUGGUGAUGAUCAUAGUAGUGUCGGUGCAGCACUGCGAAGUAGGCUGGCUGCCGAUGAUCCUGAUCUUACAAAAGAUGAACGUCUGCAAAUCCGACAAUUUCUUGAAGCUUACCCAGAUGAAGAGUAAAAAGUUGCCAGCAAGUUAACUCCACAGCCCCCGACCCUUAAUAAAGGAAGAAAUAAGAGUUCUCCGCUGGGAAGAAGCAAGUUCAUUACUUCUUCCAGAAGCUAUUAGAGGAAAAUAAUUCAUCUUUUGCAGGGAACGUCCUAUAUAUCAUAUAGAUAAAGUUAGUCUAUCAAAUAAGUGAAAAAAUAAGAGACUUUCAGUGUACGUGAGAGAGUUCUUUGAGCCUUAGCCGGUGAAAUAAGGUCAUGCUUACAACCUGUGUACAAUUAGACGAGCUUAUGAACUUAGUUGAGCACAUUUAUGAAUACAAACAGUCACAUGCGCGCGUUUUACA